Punctularia strigosozonata HHB-11173 SS5 is the source of this 5092-nucleotide messenger RNA. RefSeq lists its product as uncharacterized. Gene Ontology annotation, cellular component: nucleus; Z disc. NCBI's taxonomy places the organism in Eukaryota, Fungi, Basidiomycota, Agaricomycetes, Corticiales, Punctulariaceae. The transcript has 9 exons. Gene Ontology annotation, molecular function: transcription coregulator activity. The record is from RefSeq and is a predicted model, not a curated record. The coding region runs from base 29 to 5014 and encodes 1661 amino acids.
AAUCCGACUUGUAUCAGUACACUUGGAGAUGGGAUUCUGCAGGAGAUGCGGUGAUAUUUGCAAUACUGACCGGUGCAAAUGCGGAGGCACCGCAGUCGCACCUGUGGUCAAAUGGAACCAGGGAGACGCCGGGGAUCAGCCCAAAGAUCGCUGGUCGCAGACCUAUACUCGCGAGAGAACUCCUUCACCCGUUCGGCCACAAGUCACAGGAACCAUUAUCCCCACACCUACAGGAUCAAGCCCUAUCAAACGCUUUCCACGCCCGAAAUCAGCGAUCGGAAACCACCCAUUCUCCCUCGAUACCCGGGUAUCAGCUCAUAUACGCUCUACUACGGCUGAGCGCGAUCGACCCGCAUCACCACUGAAGCAGGGAUUCCACGUUGACGAUCUUCCUGCGGCAGACAUCCUUCCGUCACCUCAUACGGCCGAGCUCUCUAAAGCUUAUGGCUCCGUGUUGCAACCUCAUGAGACCUUACAGUCAUUCACAUGUCGCGUUUGCUCUACGCCAUUCCCUCCCGAUGCCACCAUAUACCCGGAUCCCAAGUCGAUGACAGGAGAAGACUUCCUAUGCCGACCCUGCUUCAUACGGAAUGGUGGUUCCAAAGGAGAUUGUCAACUUUGCGGGCGUGCGGUGCUUAUACUGAAGAAGGAGGGCGGUUUCGUCGAGAACUCGGGCCGCAUCUGGCACAAAGCUUGCUUCAAGUGCGCUGGAUGCUCGAAAUCCAUCGGAGACUGCCCCAUGGUGGACCUCCUUGGCAGACCAUCCUGCGCAGAGUGCUUUGACAGCUGCUUGAAGAGGAAAGAUAGCCCAGCAAGGAAGACGCCCUUGAGCCCUGCGCAGGACAAGCGGAGCACACUAGGGGGGAUGCGGACGACAGGAGAACGGGAAUCGUUCAGUAGGGAGGGCAGUCCAGCCCUUGGUGAACUGGAGCAGCGCCUUGGAAUCAUCAAGAAGACGCGCGAGGGCAGUCCUGCCGUUGAACCUAAAACCCCACCUAAACCCCGAACCUCUCUGGGUUCAAGGUACACGACGAUCAGCUCAGAGGGGGAGGCCAGCCCUGUGAGUACAGCCAGGAGUCGGGCAAACAGUAUGGGCACAGACUCGUCGUCCGCGCCCCAUCGUCGACGGUCGAAGAGUCGGGAGAGCAUCACCCAACACUCUGACUUUCCCAGUCGACCAGAGACUCGCACUACACCUGUGGGCGAUCGACGACUCAGCAGCAGUGCGAGUGCCAGCCCUCGCUUCCCGGGAAGCCCAUCUACCAGGAAAACGGUAAUUACAGAGGAUGCCGUCGAAGAGAUGAAACGUAGAUUCUUAAAAUCCUCAGUGUCUGAAUCACCGACGCCUUCGCCUUUGCCAUCGACACCGCCUUUACGCAUAUCCAAAUCCCCGUCACCUACCCGUGGAUCGCCUCUACCGCAACAGAUGUCGCCAUCUUCGUCAACUAGAGACACGACGCCUACUCGUCGCUCUCUGAAGAAGUACUCAUCCAGCUCGUCCUUGUCGACUUCCAUCUCGGCAUCCACAGGGAUAUCGGCAUUGUCCCUCAGUGCGAGGAACUUCAGUCUCCUCGCUUCUCCCUCGGUUUCGGAAAGAAACUGGUCCGCAUCCCCAGUUCAUAGCGUUGUUUCAGUAUCACCCGGCCUAUCCAGCUCGUCGGUUGCUCCCAGUCCAAUGCCAAGUACGCCGGAUCUAUUAUCGGAUACGUUCUCGGAGGCGGGAACGCACUCGAGCGGUAUCGAGACUCCGCCAUCAUUCAGUCCACCGACGGUCAUCCGAGGGGUCGACAGGCUCCCGUCGAUGAGAGGCUGGGACAGUGAGGUUGGGGACAUCGAACCGGCUAUGAAAGUGCGCACAACCCCUACCCCCAGCUCCCGAAGGAUAUCGGAGCCUCUUGACUCGUUGCCGGAGUCAGCGCCUCUGAAGCCUUCCCAUACGGGCUCGCACAUGCUGCGCCCCAUAAGGCCUCAUCCUACUGGUACCUACCCGCCCAACGUCGCCAUCGACGCUUCCUGCGCCAAGUGCGCGCUUCCUCUGUUCACCAGCAAUGGUGGCAAGUACGUCACCGUUCCUGAGGAACCUACAAGUACGGGUGUACCCCCGAAGACCUACCAUGCCGACUGUUUUCGAUGUCGCAUUUGUGACGGUAUGUUUAGAGAGCGCCAGGGAGGUCAAGCUGUUUUCGUUCGCGGAGAACGGGGCGCAUGCCAUAUCGAAUGUGCACCCCCAGAGAAGAUCAAGGUAAUCACAAAGGACGUGCCGGCGGGCAUACCGGCGCACUGGACUUCUGCAGCAAUCGAGAAGAAGUUCACGCCGCCGCCCAAGAGCGUGCCUGCUGCGCAAACUACCUUUGCCGUGCCUGCGGCGCCGAAGGUGCCACGAUUUGGCGGUAGUAAUCGUUGUCCAGGAUGCGACAAAUCUGUGAGCAUCAUGGAACGCGGUGUCGUUCCAGGACCUCAAGGCACCCGGUGGCAUGCGACGUGCUUGGUGUGCGGUGGCAAAGAAACGGCGGCCAGGGAGCGGGAACGUGGGUGGGGCCGGAGCAACCUCAAUGGAAAGAGACAACCUGGAUGCGGAAAGAAGCUCGACAGUGCAGCCAAGAUGGAUGCCGAAGGUGGAAUCUGGUGCCGCGAAUGCUCGUUGAUGCUGCCGUCGGGUUACGCGUCCCCCCAAUGCUCUCCGACGCAUUCUCCUGUCGUUCCGACGUCGACCGGUGGUGGAUCCUUCUGGUCAUCACGAAACGCUACCCGUGUGCUUCCCCAGUCUACAGGGACUACCAUCGCGCGUCAGUUUACGGGCACGAUGGAUGCUGGCUUACUGCGUCAACUCACGGGCGGCGGAUUAUCGCCUACCAGGCAACUGUCGCACCAAAUGACGGGAGGCGGUGUAACUGGCAUGACGCGACAAUACACUGGUCAGCUGAACUCGGGGGACGUGCCAACGGUGACCAGGCCGAGGCCGAGAAGUGUGAUCGGUAUGAGGAGUUCGACGAAGAGUAUGGAUGAAGGGCGAGAACGCGUUCGGAAGUCAGACUGCUCACUGCUGCCACAGGCCAAUACUGGCAAUGCCGAGUCCGACGCGCCGUCCUCGGCGCUGCCUCUGACCACGACGACUAUGGCUCCCAGAUAUUCUCGUGAUGAGCUCGAGAGUUUCAAGCGCGCCGACCUCCAGAAGAUUGGCAAAGAUCUGGGAUUGAAAGCCAACGUGAAGACCGAGACACUCAUUGACCAGAUCCUUGGAUCGUCGCAGCAAACUAGCAGCUCGAACCCCUCUCCCCCAGUCACUCCCCCGAGAGCAUACUCUAGGCGGAAGUCCAGUCGUGUUGCAAGCAGUGCUGGUGCAAGGGCUCGGACGCGAUCGACGGCAACAGUAGUGAUACACGAUGAUGACGAAGAGGAAGAGAAGGAGGAGGCCGUACCAGAACCGGAGCCGAAGGCCAAGGCUGAAGAGGAACCUUCUUCCCGCUCUAUGAGGACUCGCAAAGCCAAAGAUACGCAAUAUAGGCUAGGUGUAGGCCGACCUGCCGCAGCCGGGGGUUCGGGUGCGAGAGCCGUUACCAAGUCGGUCAGUCUCGGGCGAGGAAGCGGCACGAGGGGUAAGGUUAGUAGAGGUGUUAAGGCGAAGGAGCCAACGAUACAAGAAGAAGACGAACACGACUCGUCAUCCUCCGAAGCCGGGCCUUCUGGUGACAGUUCCAAGGAGAUCAAAAGCGAAGUUGACCACACCUCGGAGCGUGACAAGCAAUCUGGAUCAGGUGCAAAUGACCCAGACGCAAUACUGCAACAUGGUUUACAAGAGCUUAGGACGGCCUUGGCGCAACAAACUGCCGAUUUGGUGAAACUGCAGCAACGCGUUGAUGCCCUUGCAGCCGAAAACGAGAAACUGCGAGCUGAGUUCAGCACCAUACCGCGCCUCGAGGCAGAGUUUGCGGAGGUCAAGUCAAGGUUAUCCGCAGGAUCUGUCGGGACUGUGAAUGGAACGAAGGGACCUCUCAGUAUGGUCGCCGGCUUAGGCAUAGGGCGUCCAUCGAGACCGGGAACGUCUGCUGUCCCUGUGGUCGCUGCGCCAGAUCAUCCUGGCAUAGCUCCCAGUGCCCUCGGCAAACGACUACGUAAUUCUAGAAGCCCGUUCGAAGGCGACGUGGUGGAGGAGCGUGGCAACGGGGAGGACUCUGCGAGGGACUCGAUAAGGCACGGGAAGAAACGAGCGAAGCGAUCCGAGGAGGAUGGCGAUGAAAGUGCGGGUGCCUCUGGCAUGACACAAGCUCAGAAGGACGCCGAAGAAGAGAUGAUGGGCAUGCUGCAGGAUCCUACAGCACUGCCAAGUCGGGCGCCUACAUUUACCGUGUUCACUGGGCCCGAGGAGCAGUCUUACGACGAGGGACCACCAAAUCACCACCUACCCCAUAUUUUCGCUCGCUCUCCUGCGUCCGGUUCGAACCACACACCUAACAAUGGCAAUCCAAUGACCGCGACAGCUUUCGCCACCGAGAAUCAACCGCAGUAUCAGUUUGGCUUCGGCGCGCCGGUUACGAGUACGCCGGGGCCAACGAUGUCGAGCUCGAACGCGUACUCGUACCUCGAGGAACCUCAAAGCCCCACGCCCAUGGGCACUCUCGUCCCUGGGGCGAGCAUCGUCCCGAGCGGAAGUGGUUACGGCCACACUAUCGAACGUGCGGGCCGCCGGGAGCGUAACGAUCUUUUUCAUCCUUAUGGAACUCCUGCAUCGCAGCGGACUACCCCUCGCCCCGAUACCGAUGCUAGCCAACGUGCAGUAUCCCUAGGCGUCAAUCCUGCUCUGAUCCUUCGUCCAGGCAGCGCUGUUGGAACCCCCAAACGCGAGCUGAGUAGUACAGACAUCGGCAUGACCUUCGGUAUGACCGAGCUGGCGAGUUCGACGCCGGCACUACCGCGGAAGACGAUGUAUGGCACGGAGCUAGAGGGCGACACGCGUUUUGGGGAUUUUGGCGUGGAGGGGGUAGCAACGGGUUUUUGGGCGGGUGGGAGGUACUGAGGGGCUCGCAUAACACAGAAAACCAGUGCCCCCCGGACCCGCCGUUGCCCGACUUUUUGUAUUGGAUAUCAUAAGCAC